Molecule: messenger RNA, 4332 nt
Organism: Cryptosporidium muris RN66
Lineage: Eukaryota; Apicomplexa; Conoidasida; Eucoccidiorida; Cryptosporidiidae
Product: E1-E2 ATPase family protein
Exons: 1
Coding region: 1-4332 (1443 amino acids)
Cellular component (GO): membrane
Molecular function (GO): P-type transmembrane transporter activity; ATP hydrolysis activity; ATP binding
Source: RefSeq, a predicted model, not a curated record
AUGCCAGAUGGUAAUCUUUUGAACUUUAGGGACGAUUCUGUAACAUCAGGAUUUGUUAACCCAACAAAAGAAGUAUUUGGUGGAAUUAAACAGUGUCUGAUUUACGAUAUUGUUUAUAAUGAAUUAGACAAGAGUUGUGGAAUAAGUGAGGAAGCAUUACAACUUGAUGUUCCUAUACUUGUCACCCCUGUUAUUCGAAGGAGAUUCCUUAGGCUUAUAUAUAUCAUAUCUAGUAUAUGUAGUUUGGGUAUAUUACCAACUUUAUGUUAUUGGUUUCCUGAUUGGUACCGGUUUUUGAAUUAUUCAGCUUCUACAAUUUCAUCUUGUGAAAGUUUUUUAAUUUUGACAAGAUCUUCCUUUUAUAUUUUUGUUCCGAAAAGGAACUUAACAAAAGGAAAUGAAACUGAUGGAAAAAAUCUAUUUGAUGGUAUUCUUGGGAUUUUAAAGUUCUUUAAUUGCCUUCCAUCUCAACAUGUUUUGAGCGUAAAUAAAAAUGAAGGGAGUUUGAACAAUGGAGCAUUGUUAUAUAGUAUAGCAUAUCCUCUACAAAUAACAUUUUUCAAUUAUUGUGGUUCUAUUUAUAUUUUAGAUACUAUGGAAGGUAGUUUUAAGAAGAUUGUCCCCUCUUUAAAUGAGACUCCAUAUUCAGAGAUUAGGGAUAAAUUUUGGCAUAGAAUACAUAGUAUUAAAGAUCAAAUAAGUAAAUCUCAUUUUACUAAUGUAGAUCUAUUUCGCAGUGAAUUACAGUUUUUAUUUGGCAAAUGUUCUUGUGUUAUCCCAGUAAUUCCUAUAAUUAACAUAAUUUUACGUGAAAUUAUGCAUCCUUUUUUUGUUUUUCAAAUGUUGGCAAUUUUGGUUUGGUCCAGAAAUAGCUAUAUUGAGUAUGCUUUAUGUAUUUUUAUUAUUACUAUGGUUUCUUUAGCAAAUUCAAUAUAUGAAACUAGAUGCAAUAAUGUGAAACUGCAUAUUAUGUCACAACUUGAUUCAAAAGUAAGUAUUAUAUUUAAUAAUACAGAUAUAAAUCAAGGUUUUUUUGAGAAAGUGUUAAACUCUAGUGAACUUGUACCAGGUGACUUGAUUAUUUUACGUCCAGGAAUGGUGAUGGCAUGUGAUGCUAUUAUUUUAAAAUCUGACGUAAUUGUAAACGAGGCAGUACUAACUGGGGAGUCAACCCCAGUACUAAAAUUUCCAAUUCCAAAGCAUUCAAAUGAAUGUUUUAAUCAUGAGAAAGAUACACGUCAUAUUAUUUAUGCAAGAACUACAAUAAUGGGGAUUCAGGGUAAUUCAAAUAUUGGUAUAGCUUUGGUUGUUCGUACAGGCUUUUCUUCUAUCCAAGGGCACUUUCUUCAAUCAGUGUAUAGUGAUAUUAUAACAAAUAGGCUAGAUAACAAAAAUGAUGAAUUUUAUAAUGAUGCAAUGAAAUUUGUGAAGCUUUGUUUUAUCUUUGGUAUUUUUGGGUUUGGAUUUGCGAUUAUGAUUGGGAUUUUACUUAAUUUGAGAACAACUACAGUGAUAUUUCGUUCAAUUGAUAUAUUUACAAUUGUAGCUCCUCCUGCUCUCCCUGCAACUAUUGCAGCAGCAUCUUCGAUUGCUAUUAGCAAAUUAAAGAAGAAAGGAGUUGGUUGUUCUAAUCCAAGUAGUAUAAACACUUCUGGUCAAGUAAAUACGAUGGUAUUUGACAAGACAGGAACCUUGACUUGUGAUGGGCUAGAUAUUGUGGGUUGUUUACCAGUUAGAAAGGAAUAUUCAAAGUCUAUUGGUUUAAUUCUUGGAAAUAUUUGUGAAACCAAUAGUGGUGUACCAGAUAUUCUAAUACAAGCAAUUGCCUCAUGUCAUUCUAUUAGUUUUGUAGAUAAAGAACAUGCAGAUGUACAUUGUAAUGAUGUAGGGUCUUAUUGUAGAUCUAGAGUAGUGGUUGGUGAACCUUUAGAAAUGUGUAUGCUUGAAUUUAGUGGAUGGGAGUUAAAGGAUCAGUAUUCACAGUCAACUUAUAGUAUUGAGAGUAUGUUCAUGGCAAGUGAUUUAGAUAAAUAUGGAAAUAAUUUUAUUAAAUUUAAUGAUGAAAUGAGUCAGUCUAGUUCUGAGAAGACAGUUUGGAAGCAUAUUUUAUAUUGUGAUAAUUCUCCUGCACGUUCUGUAUGUAAGAAGAGAUCUUCUAAUAAUUUUAGUUUAACUACUAAAUGUUGUAAUGAAUUAGAAAUACUCAAGGUUUAUGAAUUUAAUUCUAAAUUACGCCGUAUGACAGUUAUUUGUAGGGAUCCUAAUAAUCCAAAUAACCUUUUGAUCUUUUCUAAGGGAAGUCCAGAACACAUAAAGAAUAUCUGUAGUACUCAUACUCUACCACAAAAUUUGGAAGAUUGUAUGCUAUACUACUUGCACAAAGGGAUGAGAGUUUUAGGCUUUGCUUAUGGUUUAUUAAAUAUUAAAAAUAAAGAAGCUAAUUCACUUUUGGAGUUACUUAAAAGGGAUGAAGUUGAAAUAGAUUUAACUUUUUUAGGGCUUAUGGUUUUUGCUAAUAAAUUGAGACCUUCAAGUUCAAAUGUUAUUUCUACUUUGAAAAGUGCUCAUGUUAACUGUAUUAUGUCUACUGGAGAUCAUGCUUAUACUGCUAUUUCAAUAGCAAAAGAAUGUGGUAUUCUUCCAAGUGAUAUCAAUGUAAGUGAAUUUUCUGAAAAUAUAGUGGUAAUAGGAGAUGUUAAGGAAGAUAAAGACUCAAAUAUAAUUGUUUGGUCUGUACUUAAGGAUGGUGGCAGGUCUGUAGAAGUAUUUUAUAGUAUUCAUAAAAUAUUAAUGAAUUAUGAAUUAGAAAAAAUAUCUUUUGUAGUAACUGGGCAUUGCCUACGUCAAUUAUGUCACAUGCAUAAAUAUUAUCAAUUAGAAUAUCUUGACCUUUCAAAAACCAGAGAUUUUGAUUCUUUUACUGAUAAGUCAUUGACUCGCAUAUUUAGAAAAAAGUACUUGAAAUCUAUAUUCAAAGAUUUCAACAAUAUAUAUGGGAGCUCUUUACCAUUCUGGCUUUUAACAGAUUCAUGCCAAAUAGAGAAAGAUGAAUACAGGAGUGGUAUUGAAAAUAUACUACCACUAGGGAAAGAAAUAGAAAAGUCCUAUAGAAGAUAUAUUCCAAGGCAUUUAGAUUGUACUAGAGGUAGAUCAUCAUUUAUAAUAUCAAUGGUACAAAGUGAUUAUGACAAACAUACUGAUUUACAAAAAAUGGUUCUAGUUUAUGACACUAUAUCAGAUAAAACUAUCUGUUCAAUUAAAAUAUCUGUAUUUGAAUUCAUAUUAAGGUAUUGCAAAGUAUAUUCUAGAAUGACUCCUGAUGACAAAGCAUUACAUAUAAAAUCUCUACAAGACUUGAUUCCAAAUCCUGUUGUUGCAAUGUGUGGUGAUGGAAAUAAUGAUCUACUAGCAUUGCAGACAGCCAAAGUAGGUAUUGCUAUUGGUGAUCAUGAAAUUUCAGCUAUAGCUGCAUUUUCAACAUGUAGAAAAGAUAUAGAGUCUAUUCCAGAUAUUUUAUUAGAAGGCAGAGCUGCACUAACUUCAACUAUUCAGACUUUCCAAUUUGUAGUUAUGUAUAUAUUUAUUCAGUUCUCAUCAGUAAUAUAUUUAUAUUCAAGAGGUACAAAUUUAACUGAUCAUCAAUACAUCUGGUGUGACUUAGUCACAUUUCUGCCAUUAUCAAUUACUGCAGCAUUGACAAAAACUGCAAAAUAUCUCCCCUCGGACUUUCCAGCUUAUAGUAAGAUUUUAAGCUUCAAUGUUAUAUUUGGACUACUGGCCCAAAUUUGUAUACAGAUAAUAUUUCUAUGUAUAAAUAUUUUUAUAGUUACUUCUCAAACUGAUUUCUAUCCUUAUAUUAUUAAUAAAGAUCUAAUAGAUAAUUUUGCUAAUGCAAGCUUACAAGUCUGUCCUGAGAACACAGUAGUAUUCCUAACUUCUUGUAUUCAAUAUGCUGGGGCUGCAUUAUCUAUAUAUAAGACAUUACCAUUUAGGCUUUCUUUGAUUACAAACAAGGCGUUUAUCAUUCAUAUUUCAUUCAUAAUAUUAACUACAGCGUCAGUAUUGUUAUUUUGUGGUGAUGAUUCACUUAUGUAUAGAUUCCUUAAUAUUGUGGAACUCCCAAAUAUAUCUUCUUUUAUAUUAAUAUUUACUUUCAUAGCAAAUAUAGUACUUGGAGUGGUCACAAUGCAAUACCUAUUGAAAUUCAUGCAACGUAGAGAGAAGUACAUAAAAGGACCUGCCCUUUUUCCUCAACUACAUCCUCUAAUUCUACCUGGAAGUACUGUUAAAUGGAAAAUUGGUGGUACUCAUAGCAGUCAAUUUGUAGAUUAG